This is a messenger RNA of Xylona heveae TC161, 1017 nucleotides long. RefSeq names its product putative glucose-inducible SAM-dependent methyltransferase Rrg1. The record is from RefSeq and is a predicted model, not a curated record. The coding region runs from base 1 to 1017 and encodes 338 amino acids. Lineage: Eukaryota; Fungi; Ascomycota; Xylonomycetes; Xylonales; Xylonaceae. The transcript has 3 exons.
AUGACGGUCGACGUUGACUACCACGAUGGAGAGGAUGGUGGGGAGCAACUUCAUGUCCUGGAUUUACCGCAAUUGUAUACGAAGCCGUCCGCCGAAGCACUCAUCGAUACCUUAGCCUUGCUUUCUUACCAGCCAUUUUCGUGGGAUUCGAAGAUUGGAGCUGCACGCCUUACCACCAAGCAAGUAAAUCCUGAAGGGGUAACAAAGUAUUUGACCUCUAUAAUUGCUAGUCAGUUGGCUUGGAUCAAGGAUGAGGAGACCAAGGAGCAAAUUUGGGAACUAGCCAGCGUCCGACUCUGUGAGCGUUCAGGUCGCACAGCUAUGCCUGCUGUCACCCGAAGCUUUACCAUACCCACUAAUAACGGGGGCUCGGAGGCAGAAAUUGUUCUUUACGAACCAUCUCUUACGGCUGAUAAUCUCGGCUUCAAGACAUGGGCCUCGUCGUUUCUCCUCUCGAAACGUCUUCAUCUCUUGGACAUUAUCGCAAAAGACGCACAACAAGCUGGGCCGAUCCUGGAGCUUGGCGCUGGAACGGGUCUCGUUGGGAUGGCAGCCGCAACGGUAUGGGGGGCUCAUGUUCACCUCACCGAUCUUCCGGAGAUUGUUGAGAACCUUUCUCGCAACGCUGAAACCAACCGCGCUCGGAUCGCUGAGCAUGGUGGAUCGGUCUCGACUGGAGUUCUCGACUGGACUCACUAUUCGGGAGUUGAAGGUGUGCCUAGCACUGGUCGCUACUCUAUCAUUCUGGCAGCAGACCCAAUCUACUCUCCCGAUCACCCACGGCUCUUUGUCCAAACCGUACGAGCCUGGCUGAGCACGGACAAGAAUGCUCGGGUCGUGGUUGAGCUACCUUUCCGCGAUGCAUAUGCUCCGCAGAUUCAGGAACUCAAGGACAGGCUGGCUGAUAUUGGUCUGGGACUGAAAGAUCAGGGCGAGGAGGUUGGUUACGACGACUGGGGAGGACGUGACGGCAGACCAGCCGAGGUGCGUUGCUGGUGGGGAGUUUGGGGCUGGUAG